Molecule: messenger RNA, 1983 nt
Organism: Glossina fuscipes
Lineage: Eukaryota; Metazoa; Arthropoda; Insecta; Diptera; Glossinidae
Product: coiled-coil domain-containing protein 191-like
Exons: 4
Molecular function (GO): phosphatase binding
Source: RefSeq, a predicted model, not a curated record
UUCCAUGAAAUACCGACUAUAAUACAUUCUGAAUUAACGGUAAUUAGCAAGCCAAAAAGAAAUACAGUUAACUUGACAAAUUUAUGCAAUGAUCCGGAAAAAGUGCAGACAUUGCAGGAUCCACGUAACAUUGAAGAUCAUUUUGAUAAUAAUGUAGAGGGAGUUAGCUAUGCUGAGCACCGCUGCGUAAGGUUUGACGAAGCCGUGGCCGUGUGCAAUGCCGCCAGGCAGAAUUCCGGCUCUGCGCGUACCGAUCAUGCCAUCGAUUCCGUUAUAGCUGAUUUAGCAGCAGAGGCCGCAAAGGAAUUGGAGCAAGAAGGGCGGGAAAAAUGUAAAAAAAUAAACUGUAAGCCACCAGAGAUGAGAGACUUGAAAAGUGGUUUAACCCUAAAGGGCUGUUCUUUAGAAGCACAAAGCCUUCUGAUGGUUACCGGAGGAAAAAUGCCAUCCUCUUGCGAACCGAGAAAUCUUAACGAAAUGUUCUACUACCCUUCAGAAUCUGUUUCAACGAAUGAAGAUCACCAUGACUCUUUGUCGUCCGUAAACGAGGAGCAAAGAAAAAUUAUUGAAAAACUUUUCGAGACACGAAGCACUCAAGCCAAUCUCUCCAUAAUGCGUAAAUAUUUUAUCAGAUGGACGCAUUUUAAAACUAUCGAGAAAAUCGAACGUGAAAAUGUUGGCGAUUGCCGCUUAGAUCGCGUCGGGAAAAUUAACAUAUUUCUGGAUAAGGUGCGUUUUGAAAAAGAUCGCCUGAAUAAGUUACAGAAAACUGCAACAGCGGAUGGACUUGCAGAGGAAAAUGUAGUCAAUAGCAAGAAAGAUAUCGCCUCGAAUGUGAUAAAGGCUAAAAAAUAUCAAAACAAGAUUAAGGUUCAGCAGGAUAUAAUUGAUUUACAGCGUGUAAAAUUGGAACGCCAGGAACGAAUUAUAAUGGAAUUGAAAUUGGGAAAGUUGUCGGAGGAAACGAAAGAGGCCAGACAAGAGCUUAAGGAAGAUUUAAAAACUGCUAUACGUUCCGGCGAUCCCAAGUUGAAAGCGAAGGCAAAAACUUUGCAAUUGAUAGGCAAUUUGAAGGACCGGAACGAUGACGAUAGAUUUGGACGAUUGGAAGGGAAAGCCUUGGAGCCAGCUUUCCUUAGGAAUAUGCAAGAGAGAGCCUUAGCCAGAAGUAUAAGACAGGAACAAGCUCGACAAAGGCGUUUGAAAAUUGAAGCUGAGAAGGAGGCACAAAAACUAGCUCUGGAAGAAGCUAAACGGUUAGAAGAUGAGGAAACUAAACGCUUACGCGUGGAAACUUGGAAUGAGAAACGUCGUCAAGAGCGAAUGGCGAAGAUACUUAAAGAACGUGAGAGACAGAGGGCUGCUGAUAAUAUGAAAAAAGCUCAGGAAUUUUGUAGACGUUUACUUUUAUCACGUAUCGGAAUGGAAGGAUUUAAACGGCUGCUGGAACGUAGACGUGAAAAAUUUCGCAAAUAUCAAGAGCUUCGACUUAAAUUAAAUAAGAAACGAUAUUUACAAGCUUGGUUUACGGUUUAUUGCAUAGCUAAGGCUAGACGAGAUAAAAAGGCUGAUGACUUUUACGAAUGCAUUUUGAAAAGACGAAUAAUGAACUGGUGGUGUUGUUAUGUGGAAAUGGAACGCAGUAAAGUCAAUGUCGCAGUAGAUUGGUAUGAUUUCAAGUUAGUUGAAGGCGUGUUUCGUAAAUGGUGGGCCCAUGCCAAACGUAUGCGGAUAAUAGAAGAAAGCAAAAUGAAACAAGCCUGUUCGCAUCAUGAAUGGCAAUUGAAAUGGAAGGUUUUAGAUUGUUGGCGCCGUUUGAAGCAAAUGUUACAACUGGAGAGAGAGACCGAAGAAAGACGUCAAAAAUGGCGUAUGAAAAUUUGGGAACUUAUUCCCGAUUAUACUCCGGCAAAGGAUGACUUGGAAUUCAUAUGAAAUAUUUAUGUAAAUAUAAACGAAAAUAGUCGCAGCCAAGUCAUUCUC